AUGUCGGCCACUGCCAAACCUCCGGCACUUCCAGAUCCUGAUGAUACCCCCGGGCUGCGGGCACACCAGGCAUGUCGCCACUGUGUUCAGAUCGAAGCGAAAUGCGUUCCAGUGGAAGGAUCUAGCAACUCGAUCUGCGUUAGAUGUCACCCCUUGGGCAAACCAUGCACCACCCCGGCACUGCUUCCACGCAAGCGGCGCAAUAAUGGGAAACUGACCCGGGUUUCACAGUUGGAGGAAAAGAUCAACACUCUGACUGAUCUCUUGAGGUUGAAUAGCGGCGGUUUGAGCGCAAAUGCACGGGCUGACCUUGUUUCUGCUCAAACUGGUUGUGCCCAGUAUUCUCAGCCUAGUCCUACUGUUGUUCCGGAAAGUGUCGCUGGCUUGCCCAAUGGACUAUGGUCUGCCUCGCUCUUGGUUCUUCCAACGUCAAUGACGGUUCCUGGUGAAAGUAACGACAACGACCCUAUACAGAGGGAAUCCGUUGUCGGUGAAUCAACGUUCUGUUCAAGGUCGAGUAAAACAGAGGAACCCGCUGGUUCCAAUACACGCGGCCAUUUUCGAGUCAGCUUGGCUCCAGUGUUGGAAGAAAAGCUACUGAGUGAUUUCGGUACACAGAUGAACAUACAAUUCCCUUUUGUGGUGAUUCCACCCAAGGCAACAGCUGCUGCUCUUCGUGAAGAGAAACCGUUCCUCUUCUGGACUUGCAUCACGGCCGCUGCUCAAGCAGACCCAUCGCUACUACGACAAAUGGCGGACGACUUGAUGAGAUACAUCGGAGAUCGCAGGUUGAUGAAAGGAGAGAAGUCCAUUGAUCUCUUGCUAGGGCUAUUGGUAUUCAGCACCUGGUACCAGUGCUACAAUCAAAACAAUCCCAAGCCCGCAGUGCUGGCCCCGAUCGGCAUAGUGGUUGAUGCAGCCCAGAUGUUUCACGGCAGAUUAGUCAACCAAGGCAUCCAGACCUCUGACGACCGACGAGCCCAUCUCGGAGUCUAUAAUCUUUCGGGACAGUUAUCUUCGUGCCUUCGGAAAUCAGAUCCAAUGCGCUGGACGCAAUAUUUGGAAGACUGUUGCAAUGCUCUCACCGACGCAGCAGAGUAUCCCUCCGAUACCUAUGCUGUUCAGUUGGUCCGACUGCAUCGGGUCAUAGAGAUAUAUUCUUCCUCUCUCAGCCUGAUGGCGACAUCGACUGUACCUAUACGAAGUUUCAUGACUUGUUUUAAAAGAGAUCUCCAGCAAUAUCAAAGGAGCUUGCCUCCCAGUAUUGCCGAAAACAAACUCCUGGAGAUGCAGAUUCAAAGCGCUUAUUCGCAGUCAAGGCGGACAUAG
Molecule: messenger RNA, 1329 nt
Organism: Cladophialophora bantiana CBS 173.52
Lineage: Eukaryota; Fungi; Ascomycota; Eurotiomycetes; Chaetothyriales; Herpotrichiellaceae
Exons: 2
Coding region: 1-1329 (442 amino acids)
Biological process (GO): regulation of DNA-templated transcription
Cellular component (GO): nucleus
Molecular function (GO): DNA-binding transcription factor activity, RNA polymerase II-specific; zinc ion binding; transcription cis-regulatory region binding
Source: RefSeq, a predicted model, not a curated record